AUGCCCAGCAAGCAGGUGACGGAGCUCGUCGGCGACCACGGCGAGCAUCCCAGUGACCGCUCGCCGUCGCCGUCGCCGUCGCAACCGCUGGCAGCCACGAAAAAGCCCCCAAAGCUCAAGGUUGCCCCGCAACCAGCACCAUCGCAGCAGGUGCUUGUAAUCUGUAGGAAUAAACAUUGGCGCUACAUCUCUUCGUUCCACGGCCCAUGGCUUCAGCUGCCCCCGGAGAUUCUCGAGACCAUUGCCAAUGCGAACUAUAACACCCCGAGACCGCGGCCCAUCGACCCGGCCGUCUUCUUUGACCUGGUCAAGAUCAGGCGGCUCGUCGACGAGGCGACCAAUCUCACAGUUCGCGCGGCCAGCGGCGUGGCCUCGAUCGGCCAACGGGGCGUUCCCGGCGGCGGUUCCCACCAUGCAGACAUACUGGGGUUCGGCUACGGCGCCCGCCCGCCGCCACAGACGAAGCUCAGCGCGGAGAGGAGACACCGGAUGAGGGAGCAGGCAACGCAAAAGCUGAUGGAGGCUUACUGGUUGGACGAGAUUGCCAGCAGCGUCGCGACUAUGCAAAGCGCCUCUUCCCUCGAGGAGGUGGCCUCCCUCGUACUUCAACGCAACCCUCACGACGCCGAUGCCAAGUACGUCCACUUCUUUCACGAGAAGAUCCCGAGCCGCCAGCUGGCCGAGUGCACGAGCCUGAGUCCGAUAAACGACAUGAUUGCCGCGAGGCCGUCGAAUCCAGCACCUCUCAGGACGAGGGCCAUGGUGCGCAUUUUCAAGGGCGAUUACCAGGGCGCAGUCGACGAUCUGACCGAAGCCCUCAAGCUUCAUCGCCUGUACCGCCCUGCCCAUGCGUCGUCGAAGCCGUCACAGGAGUCCCGGCAGCCGGAGAACCUCCUGCAUGGGACCCGUCGGAGGCAGGAGGAUGUCAUUUUGAAGCCGGAGGACCAGCCGAGCAGUUUGGAGAUGCAAUUGCUCUUCCAGAGAGCCGGCGUUUAUCUGGCCAUCGCUUGCCGAUACGUUGCUGUUGCCUUACCGGCCGACUCAGCUCCAGCCACCGGACAUGCUGAUGGCGUCGUCGUCGUCGAGACCGGAGCUACGGAGCGGCUACCCAAGGAGGAGCCGUCGGCAGCGGAGAAGAAGGCACAGAUGAGAAUGGCCGAGGCGAGGAAGCUCGUGAGAUUGAACGCAAAGCGGGCAUUGCGCGACUAUACCGCCUAUCUGUCCUUUUUCGAGUAUUCGCCAGACCUGCCCAUCGAGGUCGCCGACGACUUCGCGCGCAAGGUAAACUGCGCCGUGAAUGGCGCCAAACCACCACGGUCCCAGAGCCACCUGUCCGGGCCGCGUUCGCCGUCGGCUGGUGAAGGAGAGCCAACGUUCCCGCCUCACCGUGUCUACGCGCUCUCGGAUCUCUUCACGUCCUUCCCUCCUGCCGGCCUCCCCCCUUACCCGGUCACGGAAAUGGUUCCUGAACCACCCUCCUCCCCGGGGCCUGUCCGAACCACGACCGAAGCGUUGACGUGCCAUCCCCUCCUCACCGACGCCCUUCAUGCCCUCCUGCUAUGCCACUCCCUGAUCCAGACGUCGGCCAAAGAGUUGCUGCGCCACGCCAACAUGGUUGCCCGCCUCACCCGCCUCGCCGACGGCUAUCCCGUGUUCCAGUCUAGCAGGUGUCCGGCGCGUGCGGACUGGAUCGAGGUGCUGCGAGCAGGUGGCAACUGGAUCCAGCUGGUCGGUUCUUGGGAGGAUCUCUGUGCGCCGGCUCCCCUCCCGCUUUUUCAGUGUUCCGGAAAUGGCGCCACACCAGUGCCGCUCUCCGUCCCACCUACCCGGCAACCCAAGGCUCCGACCAGCCCGGGAGACGACAGUGGAAGUACGGCCCCGGAUGCCUCAGCGGCUGCUCCUGGUAGUGGCGAUAAGCAGCGCAGGGACCGCAUCCACCAACAAGCUGUCUUGGAUGCCCUUGGCGACGACCGCGUGACCGACGAGUCCACGCUCCGCUUGGCCAUUCGCGCCCGCCAGUUGCGCGCCGAACACGAUUACCGUCUGGAUAAUGCCGCCGCCGCGCUCGAUGCGAAGUUCCUGAGCAGCGAGUUGCGCGUUCCAGCCUCGUCGCCAGCAUCCGCGGCCGUAUCUGCCGGCGUCGGUACCACUACCAUCAGCACCAGCACCAGCACCCGCCGCCGUGCCCAGCCGUCGUCCCAAUUCGACGAUGGGCGGGACUACUACCCCAUCUCGUCGGAACGCGCGAGCGCCAUCACCCGCUGGGUCACACAGGCGCCUCCCCCUAGUAGGAGCACGGAGCUCGGCGCAGGCGAGGGAGGGGUGCGCAAGCGGAGGAAGAAGCCCGCCAAUAGGGCCGUCGUCGGCGUCGUCGGCCCUGUCGGAAGUGCCUCGGAGGGUCCCGUGGGUGGUGGUGGUGGCCUCAAAGGAGGUGCGGCAGUGGAGCAUGACGAAGGUGGAAAUGAAACGGAUGCUGCGUAG
Thermothelomyces thermophilus ATCC 42464 is the source of this 2481-nucleotide messenger RNA. RefSeq lists its product as uncharacterized. The transcript is spliced from 3 exons. The record is from RefSeq and is a predicted model, not a curated record. NCBI's taxonomy places the organism in Eukaryota, Fungi, Ascomycota, Sordariomycetes, Sordariales, Chaetomiaceae. Bases 1 to 2481 code for a protein of 826 amino acids.